AUGGCGUCUCAUGUGCCCAAGAGCGAGACCUUCAAGAACCCCUACAAUGGCGAGUCCUACGGCCUGGCUACGUGGGUAUACGACCUAGUGGUGUUCGUCUUCAACGUUUGCUUCACCAUCUUCUUCCGAGAAAUCAAGAUUCGCGGCACGCACAACAUGCCCUGCAAGGGCACGCCCACGAUCCUGGUGUGCGCGCCGCACGCCAACCAGUUCGUCGACGGCGCGCUGGUCAUGUCGCAGGUGCGCAACCUGCGGGGCAGCCGCUCCCGCCAGACGUGCCUCGUCACCGCGGAAUCUAGCUACAAGAAGCGCUUCAUCUCCAUCUUCAGCCGGAGCACGGGCGGGAUCCCCGUGCCGCGCGCCCAGGACAAUCUUAAGCCCGUGGACCCGGCUCUCGAGAUUUACGUCCCAGACUGGGCCGAGCCCACAGUGCUGAAGUGCCGCGUCGUGGGGCGCAACGAAUCCCCCCGGCUCUCCUCUCGCUUCACCCCCAAGUCGCUGGUUGGCAUGCCCAGCUUCCUCGGCAACGCCCAGAUCGCUGAGAUUCCGGACGACGAGACCCUUGUGCUCACAAAGCCUUUCAAGGACAACUCGCAGGUCCGCGACCUGCUCACCAAGGGCACAAACUUCAAGUACGCGCCUAAGAUUGACAACACUUCCGUGUUCCAGAACGUUUUUAACCAUCUGCACUCGAACGGCUGUGUCGGUAUUUUCCCCGAAGGCGGCUCCCACGACAGACCAUCGCUGCUUCCCAUCAAGGCGGGCGUCGCCAUCAUGGCUCUCGGCGCCGCUGCUGCAGACCCCUCCUCCAAAAUCCAUGUAGUACCCUGCGGUCUCAGCUACUUCCACAGAAACAAGUUCAGAUCCAGAGCCGUCCUGGAGUUUGGCCAGCCCAUUAUCGUAGAUGGCGAAAUGGGCAAGCGCUACGAGGCCGACCCCAGAGGCCAGACGUCAGAGUUGUUGGACAAAAUCACUCAGGCCCUCUACGCCGUCACGGUCAACGCGCCUGACUACGAAACGCUCAUGACUAUCCAGGCUGCCCGGAGGCUUUACCAGCCGGCCAUCGCCAAAACUCCCGAUGGCAACGGCCAUCUUCCGCUUCCUUUGGUUGUCGAAAUGAACCGCCGCUUGUUGAUAGGGUACUCAAAGUACAAGGAUGACCCUAGAAUACGACAUUUGAAAGCCAUGGUCUUGCAAUACAACUCCAAGCUCUAUGCCCUAGGCCUCAGGGACCAUCAGGUUCCAAAGCUGACCUCAAAGGGUGGCGAGUGGAUUUCCCUGUUAACGAUAUGUACUCGCGUGAUCCGCAUCUGUUUCUACCUCCUUCUGUCUUUGCCAGGCACCAUUUUGUUUAUGCCCGUCUUUGUUACCUGCCACUACUACGCGCAGAAAAAAGCAGAAGAUGGGUUGAAGAAGUCUCUGGUCAAGAUCAAAGGCACUGACCUGCUGGCAACUUGGAAGCUACUUGUUGCCCUCGUGCUGGCGCCCACUCUCUAUGUCACCUACUCACUAAUGCUGUGCUACUUGGUGAAGCACUACCCACAAUUGUUCGAGUCGUUGUGGGUUAUUGGAACGAGAACAAACGGGUACACAUCAGUGAACUUUGUAUUUUUCUACGCGCUGCUGGUUUCUGCCACUUAUGCCAGUUUCAAAACUGGCGAAACUGGGAUGGAUCUGUUUAAGUCUCUGCCCCCACUAGCAGUUUCGCUAGUUUACACAAAACGCCAGCUUGAAGAUCUUAAGGAGACCAGAAAGCAGCUCAGCCUGGAGGUCACUCAAGUUUGCAAUGACUUGGGUCCCACCGUCUUUCCCGAUUUUGGGCGUUUUAUUACAACUCAAAAGGCCGCCGAGCGCGGGGAAGAGGACAAGGAUUAUGUGCCUCGGAGUCGCUCCUCUUCUGUGCACUCCAUGGAAUCUCAAAUGUCCAAUGCUUUGUCAAAGGUUAACUCGAACGUUUCGCUCUCAGAUAUUCCAAUUUUAGCGGAAGGUUCUAAUGAACAACAAGACACCAUAGAGGUGGAAAAGACUGAGAAACCUUCUCUUAUAGGCAAUCUAGUUAGACAAAGAAGACAACAGGAGAAGCAAGACUAA
This is a messenger RNA of Lachancea thermotolerans CBS 6340, 2091 nucleotides long. RefSeq names its product bifunctional glycerol-3-phosphate/glycerone-phosphate O-acyltransferase GPT2 (gene GPT2). Gene Ontology annotation, biological process: phospholipid biosynthetic process. Gene Ontology annotation, molecular function: glycerol-3-phosphate O-acyltransferase activity; glycerone-phosphate O-acyltransferase activity. Gene Ontology annotation, cellular component: endoplasmic reticulum membrane. Lineage: Eukaryota; Fungi; Ascomycota; Saccharomycetes; Saccharomycetales; Saccharomycetaceae. The record is from RefSeq and is a predicted model, not a curated record. The transcript has a single exon. Bases 1 to 2091 code for a protein of 696 amino acids.